CCACAUAGUCCGUGUAUGUUUCGGCCGGCUGAGCGAGAGGACGAGCAAAUCCGAAGUCGCAGAGCUUUACGACACCUAAUCGUGAAACAAGGACGUUUUCAGGUUUAACAUCUCGGUGUAUCACCUAGAUAAAUCGUCACCGAGACCUCCACCACCUCGGCUCUCCAACUCGUCCAGAACAGUGUGUUCUAGAUAUUCAAAUACUAAAUAAAAUCUGCGCUUUCUGCGGAAUACUUCUAUCAUGUUGACUAGAUUUUCAUGGCGCAGUUUCUGAAAAUGUAGAAGAUCGUUGUGCGUACGUGCAGUUGAGGUGAUGCGCCAUAUCGCGUAGGUUCGGCCAGUUAGUAGAGGCAUUCGAUGCUUUGAUGGUGCAUCGAGUACAACAACUUGUCUUUUGUCAUUAUAUGAUUGCAUAAGAGUGAAUGUGCUCGAUUUAGCUCAUUUUAAUAAUCAAAUUAUGUGCUCGGGAUGACGAGACGAUAGUAUGGCUUCAGCCACAUUGCAAUCGGCGACACUAGUCCAAAGGCACCAGAGAAUCACGAUGGGAUUCACGGAAGCUGCCGCACCUGUUGAUGUCAACGUUUACCGCAGUCAUGGGCCACCAGCCCCUCCUGGCUUAAAUUGGCUUUACUUACAAAUUCCUGAUGGUAGGGCACCUGCCGUCAAUCUUCCGGAAUCACAAAUUGUGGGUAAAUUAUCUCAUGGGCUAUGGCAACCUUUUCCUAGUGCUCGCCAACAACCGCCAAAUGUAAUAAAUAGUCGUCAGACAGUCAACUGUCAUCAUGGCCCUCCCGCCGUCUUUUGUUUCGAGCCUCCUCCUCCUGUCAUUCCAUGCACAUCAGGUGUAGGAAGCAGUGUUAAUAACACAAGACUUGAUUUAAUAAAUAAUUUGACGGAGCACAUCAACGAUUUAACCAUUUCCAACAUGGAAGAUGUUUCAAGUCGCAAACGGCAGUCACGGCCGCCACCGUCCUCGUAUUUGUGUCACCUUUGUUUCAAGAAAGGACACUAUAUUAGAGACUGCCCUUAUGCACGACCUAAAGGAGAAGGGUUGACGCCUUAUCAAGGUAAAAAGAGGUGCUUUGGUGAAUACAAAUGUCCUAAAUGUAAGCGCAAGUGGAUGUCGGGCAAUUCGUGGUCCAACAUGGGCCAAGAAUGUAUCAAGUGCCACAUUAAUGUUUAUCCUCAUAAGCAGAGACCAUUGGAAAAACCGGAUGGAUUAGACGUAUCUGAUCAGUCGAAAGUGCACCCACAACAUUUGUGUGAGAAGUGCCGAUCUCUGGGCUUCUACUGUCGGCGGGUCCAAUAA
Ctenocephalides felis (cat flea) is the source of this 1309-nucleotide messenger RNA. RefSeq names its product zinc finger CCHC domain-containing protein 24-like. The record is from RefSeq and is a predicted model, not a curated record. The transcript has 7 exons. Lineage: Eukaryota; Metazoa; Arthropoda; Insecta; Siphonaptera; Pulicidae. Gene Ontology annotation, molecular function: nucleic acid binding; zinc ion binding. The coding region runs from base 485 to 1309 and encodes 274 amino acids.